This is a messenger RNA of Amphiprion ocellaris (clown anemonefish), 3306 nucleotides long. RefSeq names its product putative methyltransferase NSUN7. Bases 644 to 2971 code for a protein of 775 amino acids. Lineage: Eukaryota; Metazoa; Chordata; Actinopteri; Pomacentridae. The transcript has 13 exons. Gene Ontology annotation, molecular function: methyltransferase activity. The record is from RefSeq and is a predicted model, not a curated record.
AGAGGAUCUGUACUUUUUUUUUUUUUUUUUUUUUUUUAAUUUACACCCUUGUCACCCCCACGUCCCCAUCACCGACCUGAGCUUUAAAACAGCAGCUGGAUGCCAUCUGCAAGUUUAUGCCUUACUGUCCGUCAGUGUUGUGGUUUGCUGGCUGAUAUAAUGCUCAGUAAAACUUUAACAAGCCUGCAGUGCUGUAGAGGACGUCCAGCAUUAAACAGAUUACUUCUUGAUCCGUGAAGAACAGGACCUUGAAAUUAGCAUGCGGUUGCCACGGUGACGGCGUAACGCUAAAACUGAACUAACGGACAUUUAGAAAGUUUGUUUUUAAGUGGGGACUCUGUGUUGUGGUAUUUUUUUAUUAAUAUAAACAUUCUAGAUAAAAGGACUCAAGGACUCUGGGAGAUGGGGCUUCCUGUAAACAUUCGUGGAGACGCUUACUGCCUCAUAACGGACCGAGGUUUACAGCAGGGGACUUUACUGGCUGUUAAAACUUAGCGAAGGACAACAGAGCAAACCCCGCUAGCAUCGUUAACACACCUGUCUGCACGGGAAAAUAUGGAGAAUACCGAGCACACUGUUUUUAGAAGAGAAUACAGGACAUUCUUCUCCUAAGGUGCCAGAGUGAAAGCACAUCUUGGAGAAGAUGGUGAAAAAUAAAAAUAUUAGUGGGCGUCUAAAUCGCUCUUCCACAUGUAAGACAAAAAAGUCGGGCUCCCAGAUCCGAGGCAGCACAGACCCAACUCCACCACAUUAUCCAGCCGACGGUGGCGUCCCUUCAUGUCCUCCAGAGCCCCAGAUCACCAGCCAAAAUCAGCCGGGCUUCCCAGACAGAGUCUACCUGCUGGCUUCAGUCAUCUUCCAGAAUUGCCACCGGGAGAGGCCUGCUGCGUGCCGGUUGGUGAAUUAUGGCAACAAGAGAGGGCUCAAACUACCUGAGGUCAAAAAUCAGAAGAUGCAACAAGCAGGUUAUGAGCUUGCCUUCAGUACACUGAAAUAUCAAGAACUGCUGGAGGACAUCAUGAUUGACAGCCGCUUUUAUCUCUCUCAGUCAGUGCCCGACGAUCAGAUGGGCCUGGUUGCCGUCAUGCUCUGUGACUUCCAAGACAGGAAGUUCCUCCCAUGGGAAUGCCAGUGGGAGGAGGAGAUCAUACAAGAAGUUAGAGAUGUGAAGAACUGCCUCUUCAGGUUUAAAACCAAGCUGGCAGCCUCUCUGGCUCGCUGCAGGAUCAAACGUGGUCUCUUGUCCAUUGAGUGUAUUCUGCCAGAGAGUGUGAAAAAGAUGCAGGAGAGAUCAAAAAGCCUUCCACUUUAUGCAUGGGUCAACACGCUGAAGAGCAGUCUUGAUGAGGUCCAGAGUGUGUUGAAGAGUGCAGGCUUCUCGCAGGUGAAAUCGAUUGGACAGUUGGAGGGCCAGACCUUCUGCCAGGAUCCCCACUGUGGGGAUAUACUGGUAUUCCCCGCUCAGCUGAAAGCUCAACUGUACUCCACCGAACUGCUUAGUGACCACAAACUGAUCAUCCAGGAUAAGUCAUGCAGCCUGGGCCCAAAUGCAGUGUGCUCCCUGUUACCAGAGGACGGAGAUGUACUUAUGGUGGGCAGUUUCUCUGGCCUCACUGUCUCCCACACUGCCUCCCUAGUUGCUGAGAAACAUAAAUCCAACAGCAACAACCAGCCUACAGUCUACAUUUGUGUCAGCGAUUGUACAGAUGCUCAGAGGGCGGAGCUAGCGCUCGCUGUCUCCACCAUGGGCUGCAGGAAUGUAAAGCUGAUACUGGAGGUUUUCCAGUCUUUGGACGGUGGUGACAAGCGGCUUCAAAAGGUGCGCGUUAUCCUGUUGAUGCCCAAGUGUUCUGUGUCUGCAGUCAGCAACCCAGUCGAGUUCAUACUGCAAGAAAAUGGAGACACAAACCUGCUGCAGGACCUAUCCCAAGGCUCCCUAGCCCAGAGCAAACUGGAAUCUCUGGUAGCGCGGCAGAGGAAGGAUAUUGAUCAUGCAUUGAAGUUCCCCAAGGUGUUGGCGGUAGUAUAUUCUACCUGUUCGUCAUACCCAGAGGAGAAUGUGGAGGUAGUGAGCAGAGCCCUGCAGCAAGCCAAAGCCUGUUCAGACCAGAAGGGGGAAGCAAAACAAGCAAACUUCAGGCUGAGCCCUUCCACUUUCAGCUAUUCUGACCAUGCAGAGGCCGCGGAGACAACAGACCCCUUCUUCAUACUGGAGCCUUCAAAGAAAAGCAAUGGCUGCUUUCUUGCUGUUCUUAACAGAGAGCCUGAGCCAGAAGUCAGAGAGGCACCAGAGGAAGUCAUUGCCAGGGCAAAUGCAAAGGGAAUACUGGACAAGAUCGGUUCCAACCCCCUACCCAGAAAAGAGCACCAUGGACAUACAAACAGGAUGAAAAAAGGAGCCCAUACUCGCACCUCUCAGCCCAACCUCUCCGUUAGUAUGCACCCCAAAAACCAGCAGACCAAGGGCAGUAGCAGGGCUAUUUUGUGUGGGCAACAGGAACUUACUAACACACAAUCAUCACAAGGAAAAACAAAAACACUAGCCUUGCAAGCCUUAAAGAGCGCUGUGUCGAGCUCCAUCUCUUACUCCAAACAAGACUGCACCAGCUCCUGCUCCAAACCAGAAAACAGUGCGCCCUCUAAAAGCAUCGCCCCCGUCUUCAAAACUAAAACUACCAUCACAACCACUCUGCAUCCAGCCUCUCCUCCAGCAACCAAUGUGACCCCUGUUGUUCGUCCCCGUAGAGCUCAGCAGGAGGUGCUAAGGCCCAUGGUCCUCGUCCUGCCUCCCGUUCACUUCCCCAACUUCUUCCCACCUCGGCAGCCCCCUCGAACAGGAUUCAGCCCCAGCUUCAACUACAACAGGUGGAAGCCACCAGCUCAGCUUGUAUCCUCCUCUCGCUCAAGUGCUGAUCUCUCCAAGAACGCUACUGGCAAAUCCCAUCCUCUGUUUUGGCCCCACAAACUUUAGCUCAUCUGUUACAGAAGUGUUAACUUUUGUGUCAAAUGCUUACUUAAUUAAAGUCAGCAGUGUCUACAUCUAACAUCAAAAUGUGUACGGUCAUAUUAUAGUGCCAAGUUACACAGAGCAUGUGAGUGUCCUGUUAAAUGCUUCUAGAACCAUUAUUACAAUGUCAUUAUGAUAAUGUCUUUGUGUGCCAUAAAGAACAACCUUGCCACAGUCAGAAUCAAGUCAAGCUGUAUAUAUUUAUAGGGCUCGUCCAAUGUCAUUUUGAUGUCACUACACGAUGAAUAGCUUCUACCAGGGUUCCACUGACCUGAAAAAUUAAAGGACAUACUCAAGAA